Messenger RNA from Spinacia oleracea (spinach), 1014 nucleotides. Its product is annotated as carboxylesterase 1-like. Gene Ontology annotation, molecular function: hydrolase activity. NCBI's taxonomy places the organism in Eukaryota, Viridiplantae, Streptophyta, Magnoliopsida, Caryophyllales, Amaranthaceae. The coding region runs from base 1 to 1014 and encodes 337 amino acids. The record is from RefSeq and is a predicted model, not a curated record. The transcript has a single exon.
AUGUUCUUCCUAUUUACAAUCUUCGCAUUACUUAUCCAAGCCGGUGAUAUAGAUCCAAAUUCUCUCGCCGAUUAUCCUUACAAAUUGAUGCACCUUACCAAAAACCCGGACGGGUCGCUCACUCGAGCGAAAGAUUUCUACCCGACUAACCCACCUAAUAAUUCGAUUUCUCAUGCUUUCUCUAGAGAUGUUACUCUCAACAAGACUAAAAAGACGUGGAUUCGACUCUAUUUACCCAAUAAAUCGAAUCUCGCGAACCUCCCAGUAAUAAUCUUCGGCCAUGGUGGGGGGUUCAUUAUCCUAAGCACGGCCACCCCUAGCUUCGACUUAUUUCUCUCCAAGACAGCGGGGAAAUUAAACGUGUUAAUUGUCUCGGUUGAGUACAGGCUCACACCUGAGAACCGCCUCCCGGCCGCAUACGACGAUUUUUUGGAGGCAUUGCAAUGGGUGAAGAAGAAAAAUGAUGAUUGGGUUAGAAAGUACGCUGACGUUUCCAAGUGCAUUGUGAUGGGGGAGAGUUCAGGGGCCAACGUAGCAUACAACGCAGUAUUACGCGCAUCUCUAAUGGUCCGCGAGUUAAGACCGUUGGUUAUUAGAGGUUUGGUUCUAGUCCAACCGUUUAUAGGCGGGGUACUCCGUACUGGAUCCGAAUUGAGGAAAGCGGCCAAUACGCCUGGUUUACCCUUGGUGGUAAUGGAUUUUUUGUGGAAUCAAUCAUUACCACUUGGAACUAAUAGGGACCACCUAUACUGUAACCCCCUUAUUCGUGGCGGAUCCAGGAAUUUGGACAAAAUUAAAAGGUUGGGUUGGCCAAUUACAAUAAUGGGUUGUAAUGGUGACAUACUUAUUGAUAGGCAAUUGAUGAUGUUUGAUUUUUUGAAACAACAAGGGGUGAAUGUAAUUGGUAAUUUUAGUAUAGGAGGUUACCAUGGUGUUUUUCUUAAUGAAACGGCAGAAAUUGAAAAACUAUAUGGAUUUACACGAAGUGUAUUUCCUUCCAUACUUCCUUAUUGA